Molecule: messenger RNA, 549 nt
Organism: Prunus armeniaca (apricot)
Lineage: Eukaryota; Viridiplantae; Streptophyta; Magnoliopsida; Rosales; Rosaceae
Source: the annotation of a GenBank genome assembly
AUGACGGACUCACCAAAGACACUAGCGAAAGGAGGUAGCAAGUCACUCAUGGAGAACUUGCUCGGUCUUCUCCGAAUCCGCGUCAAACGCGGUGUUAAUCUCGCCGUUCGCGACGUCCGUAGCAGCGAUCCCUACGUCGUCAUCAAGAUGGGUAAACAGAAACUUAAAACUCGUGUAAUUAAAAAGGAUGUUAACCCAGAGUGGAAUGAAGAUCUUACACUUUCUGUUACAGACCCCAGCAUUCCAAUCAAGCUGACUGUGUAUGACCAUGACACAUUCAGCAAGGAUGACAAAAUGGGAGAUGGAGAAUUUGGCAUCGUACCUUAUAUAGAGGCAUUGAAGGUGAACUUAGAAGGGGUCCCAAGUGGCACGAUCGUCACGAGAAUACAACCAAGCAGGGCAAACUGCCUAGCUGAGGAGAGCUGCAUUCUCUGGAAGGAUGGGAAGGUGGUCCAAGACAUGUGCCUCAGACUGAGAAAUGUGGAAUGUGGUGAAGUGGAAAUUCAGUUGCAAUGGAUUGACCUUCCUGGUUCCAAGGGCUUAUCAUGA